Molecule: messenger RNA, 444 nt
Organism: Hibiscus syriacus
Lineage: Eukaryota; Viridiplantae; Streptophyta; Magnoliopsida; Malvales; Malvaceae
Product: profilin-4-like
Exons: 3
Coding region: 43-444 (133 amino acids)
Cellular component (GO): cell cortex
Molecular function (GO): actin monomer binding
Source: RefSeq, a predicted model, not a curated record
CCCAACAUCUCGUGGUAAACAAAACAAACCAACAAGACGAAAAUGUCGUGGCAAACUUACGUAGACGAGCACUUGAUGUGUGACAUCGAAGGCCAAAACCAGCACCUUACUGCCGCCGCUAUCAUCGGCCAUGAUGGCAAUGUUUGGGCUAAGAGCGAAAAAUUUCCUGACUUGAAGGGCAACGAGAUCACCGACAUCAUGAAAGAUUUUGACUCCCCGGACCACCUUGCCCCGACAGGCUUACACCUCGGCGGAGUCAAGUAUAUGGUGAUCCAGGGCGAGCCCGGUGCUGUCAUUCGUGGCAAAAAGGGAUCGGGAGGGAUCACGAUUAAGAAAACGGCUGCGGCACUUAUAUUCGGGAUAUAUGAUGAGCCAGUGACUCCGGGGCAAUGCAACCUUGUUGUAGAGAGGUUGGGAGAUUAUCUUUCUGAUCAGGGCAUGUAA